AUGGCGGCUGCCAUGAGCUACGUGCAUGCCGACGUGGAGAACCUCAAGGCGACGGAGCUGAGGCUCGGCCUGCCGGGCGUCGAGGAGAGCGACAAGAUGCCGUCGCCGCCGUCCACUCCCAGGGCCGGCACCAAGCGCGCGCUCGCCGGGGAGCACCGCGAGGAGGAGCCCAAGGCCGCGCCCCCGGCCGCCAAGGCGCAGGUGGUUGGGUGGCCGCCCGUGAGGUCCUACAGGAAGAGCUGCUUCCAGCAGGCGAGCAGCAAGGCCAAGGCGGCCGCACCGGCACCUGUGGUAGUGAAGCAGGAGGAGACGGCCGUUGCCGCGGCGCCGCCCGCCGCCGCUGCCGCGGGAGGAUCACUGUACGUGAAGGUGAGCAUGGACGGAGCCCCUUACCUGAGGAAGAUCGACCUCAAGAUGUACAAGGGCUACCGCGAGCUCAGGGAGGCCCUGGAGGCCAUGUUCCUCGGCUUCUCCGGCGACGCAGGCAGUGUGAACCCGUCGGACUUCGCCGUGACCUACGAGGACAAGGACGGCGACCUCAUGCUCGUUGGCGACGUGCCCUUCGGGAUGUUCAUGAGCACUUGCAAGAGGAUGAGGAUCAUGAAGGGAUCCGAAGCAAGAGGCCUAGGAUCAUCAAAGGAGUGA
This is a messenger RNA of Triticum turgidum subsp. durum (durum wheat), 645 nucleotides long. The record is from the annotation of a GenBank genome assembly. NCBI's taxonomy places the organism in Eukaryota, Viridiplantae, Streptophyta, Magnoliopsida, Poales, Poaceae.